Messenger RNA from Caenorhabditis angaria, 7959 nucleotides. Lineage: Eukaryota; Metazoa; Nematoda; Chromadorea; Rhabditida; Rhabditidae. The record is from the annotation of a GenBank genome assembly.
AUGAAUAAUAGAAUACGUCUACUUAUCCUAUCAAUAUUCCUAAUAUUCCUAUCAACCUCAUGUAUCAUCUAUAAUUUUCUGAAACUUGGCGAAGAGCCAGAAAAUGAGCAAGUUUGCAGUGGUUACACGUAUUCGCGGAUUAUUCGAGAGCAGCAGAGGAUUUUGCGAAGUGUCAGGCAGGAAUUGCUCGAAUCGCAGGCGAAUAUUGAAGAAAUCCGGGCGGCGCAUGAGGAAUUGCUCAGAUUAAUCCCGCAAAAACGUGAGUUUCAGCGGUUUUUUUGGCUGAAAACCUGAAAAAACCUUUUUCUAGAAGCCGAGUUAUCAAAAAUCGAAGGAGAAAUCGAGGCGGCUGUGCGACUUCUCGAAGAAACGCGGCAAACUCAAAAUGUCCGUGUUUUCUUGCCGUAUUCCCCCGUUUCUGGAAAAUCCGAGAAAAUUCUGGAAUCGCCACGUGGCGAGCCGAAUUUUGAGGAUAUUAUUGAUUUUGGGUGAGAUUUUUGGGGUUUUCAUGAAAUUUGGAGAAUUUUGAAUAUAAAUAUUGCUAUUUUUGGGUCUCGCAGCGAAAAUCCAGGAUUUUAGACACAAAAUGCUCGAAAUUUCGCUGUGGGACCUGGAAAUUUAAAUUUUUCAUGAAAUUCCGAAAAUUUUGAGUGUAAAUAAGCCCAUGUUCCUUUAAAAAUAGCGAAUUUCGUGGCGAGACCAUUUUAAAGGAACAUGGGCUUGUUUAGAUUCAAAAUUUCGCUGCGGGACCUGAAAUUUCGAAUUUUUCAUGAAAUUUCGAGAAUUUUGAGUAUAAAUAAGCCCAUGUUCCUUUAAAAAUAGCGAAUUUCGUGGCGAGACCAUUUUAAAGGAACAUGGGCGUGUUUAGACUCAAAAUUUCGCUGCGAAACCUAAAAUUUCGAAUUUUUCAUGAAAUUCCGAGAAUUUUGAGUGUAAAUAAGCCCAUGUUCCUUUAAAAAAUAGUCAUUUUCGUGGCGAGACCUUUUUAAAGGAACAUAGGCAUGUUUAGAGUCAAAAUGCUUGGAAUUUCGCUGCGAUACCUAAAAUUUCAAAUUUUCCAUGGAAUUCCGAGAAUUUUGAGUAUAAAUAAGCCAAUGUUCCUUUAAAAAUAGCGAAUUUCGUGGCGAGACCUUUUUAAAGGAACACAGGCUUGUUUAGACUCAAAAUUUCGCUGCGAAACCUAAAAUUUCGAAUUUUUCAUGAAAUUCCGAGAAUUUUGAGUACAAAUAAGCCAAUGUUCCUUUGAAAAUAGCGAAUUUCGUGGCGAGACCAUUUUAAAGGAACAUGGGCAUGUUUAGACUCAAAAUGCUUGGAAUUUCGCUGUGGGACCUAAAAUUUCGAAUUUUUCAUGAAAUUCCGAGAAUUUUGAGUAUAAAUAAGCCCAUGUUCCUUUAAAAAUAGCGAAUUUCGUGGCGAGACCUUUUUAAAGGAACAUAGGCUUGUUUAGACUCAAAAUUUCGCUUCAAGACCUGAAAUUUCAAAUUUUUCACAAAAUUCCGAGAAUUUUGAAUAUAAAUAAGCCCAUGUUCCUUUAAAAAUCGCGAAUUUCGUGGCGAGACCAUUUUAAAGGAACAUUGGCUUGUUUAGAUUCAAAAUUUCGCUGCGGGACCUGAAAAUUUGAAAAUUUAAUGAAAUUUGGGAAAUUUUGAAUAUAAAUAAGCCCAUGUUCCUUUAAAUCUAGCGAUUUUCGUGGCGAGACCAUUUUAAAGGAACAUAGGCUUGUUCAGACUCGGAAUUUCGCUGCGAAACCUGAAAAUUUGAAAAUUUAAUGAAAUUCCGAUUAUUUUGAGUUUAAAUAAGCCCAUGUUCCUUUAAAAAUAGUGAAUUUCGUGGCGAGACCAUUUUAAAGGAACAUAGGCUUGUUUAGACUCAAAAUGACGCAAUUUUUCCAGCCGCUGCUCAAUUUCCUCCUUCCUCCCAAUCCACGUGUCAAUGCAAACCAACGGAACGCGCGAAUCCACGUGGCUGCGCGUUUUCCGCGCGGAAAUUCAAAAUUUGGUCGACGCGGAAAGCGACGCGUGCCUAACAAUCCGCAUAACAAAUGGCGAGAAAAUCGCGACCAAGAAAAAUUUGGUGAUUUUCAACGUUGGCGCAAAUCUGGUGCAUGCUGACGCAAUUUUGGUGCAAAAAAUGGCGCGAAAACUGAUUGAUUUUCCGCUCAUCGACGCUGCGGAAGCGGACGCGGAAGCGGAAAACUCGAAUUUCCACGUGGCGAUUCUACCGGCCACUCGGGAAUUCUUCAUAAAUUUCAAAAAAUCCGAAAUUUUUCCCGCCAAAAUGCAAAUUUUGGUGGAAAAUUUGAAUUUGCCGGGAAAAUUCGAUGAGUGGAGUUGGCACAACUCCAAAUUUUGCAUCAUUUUUGGGUCCCGCCACGAAAAUCCCAAAUUUUUGGAGAAUUUGGCCAAUUCUUUGAGAUUCGGAUGUGUUCCGGUGAUACUGUCGACUACUGUAGUUUUGCCGUUUGAAGGUUGGUGUUCCUUUAAAUUUGCGGGAGGGGUACUGUAGAUUUUUGGGCGCGAAAUUCGGGUCAUUUUGAGACCAAAUAUGGCUGGGGUACUGUAGUUUAUGACGUGGCAAAUGGCCGCGAAAAAUUUGAAUUUGUAUUUUUUUUUUUGAAUUUUGAAAUUUCAUUUUUCCCGCCUUAAAUGAAUCUAGAAGUACUGUAGUUUUUUAGCGCUAGAAAUAAUUUUUUAAAAAAUUUCCCGCAAAAAUCACCUACAGUAACCCUACAGUAUUUGGUCUCAAAAUGACCGCGAAAAAAAAUUGAAUUUGAAUUUUUUUUUAAUUUCGAAAUUUCGCGCUGAAACUCCACGUGUCAAAAAUUUUUGAAAUUUCAUUUUUCCCGCCUUAAAAUAAUCUAGAAGUACUGUAGAUUUUUUUGGGCGCGAAAAAAUUCAUUUAAAAAAAUUCAAAUUUCCCGCAAAAAUUAUCUACAGUAACCCUACAGUAUUUGGUCUCAAAAUGACCGCGAAAAAAAUGAAUUUGAAUUUUUUUGAAUUUCGAAAUUUCGCGCCUUAAAAUAAUCUAGAAGUACUGUAGAUUUUUAGCGCGAAAAAAUUAAUUUUAAAAAUUCAAAUUUCCCGCAAAAAUUACCUACAGUAACCCUACAGUAUUUGGUCUCAAAAUGACCGCGAAAAAAAAUUUGAAUUGCGAAUUUUCGCGCUACAGUAACCCUACAGUAUUUGGUCUCAAAAUGACCGUAUUUUCACGGCGAAACCUACAGUACCCCUUUCAGAAUUUAUCGAUUGGCGUCUCGCCACCUACCGUAUACCUCUGGCUCGCCUUCCCGAACUCCACUUCAUCCUAAAAUCCAUCGAAAUCGCCGAUUUUCUCGAAAUGAAACGAAUGGGACAAGUAUUUUGGCGGCGAUAUCUCGCCACGAAAACAGGUACUGUAGCUAGCGAUUUUUGGCGCGAAAUUCAAAAAUUUUUCCAGAUUUCGUUCGAACUCUACUGGCCGCCUUGAGAUAUCGAUUGGUGCUGCCGAGUUUUGAGGAAAAUCGAAAAAAUCGAGCGCAGCCCGCCUUCCAGAAUGCCACGUCAUUUUCAGCACCGAUUUUGACGCCGGUUUCGCAGCAGCCAAAAUUUGAGGAGGAUUAUUCGCUGGGUGAGUUUUUGGGGAGCAUUUUGACACCAAACAAGCCUAUGCUCCUUUAAUUUUGGGUCCCGUCACGACCUACAGUACCCUCCCCACAUUUUUCCGAUCAUUUUGACACCCCACAAGCCUAUGUUCCUUUAAUUUUUGCGAAAUCUGGGAAUUCUACAGUAACCCAGAUACAGUAACCCAAAAAUUGCCACGUGCAUCUUGCUCCCCACAUUUUUCCGAUCAUUUUGACACCUCACAAGCUUAUGUUCCUUUAAUUUUGGAAUUCUACAGUAACCCAGAUACAGUAACCCAGAAAUUGCCACGUGCAUCUUGCUCCCCACAUUUUUCCGAUCAUUUUGACACCCCACAAGCCUAUGUUCCUUUAAAUUUGGAAUUCUACAGUAACCCAGAUACAGUAACCCAGAAAUUGCCACGUGCAUCUUGCUCCCCACAUUUUUCCGAUCAUUUUGACACCCCACAAGCCUAUGUUCCUUUAAAUUUUUCGCUGCGAGACCCGAAAAUCUACAGUAACCCUAGGCUUGUUGGGUCUCAAAACGACCGGAAUUUUCGCGCGCCAAAAUCUACAGUACCCCGAAUUUAAAAAUUUUCAGGACCUCUCGAACCCGCCUACAAAUCCCCACAAUAUCUCCACAAUUUCACGCAAUUCCAACUCUACUCAUAUUCCACGUGGAAUGUUGCAAUCGCGCCCCACCGAACUCCGGAAUAUUUGAUAGGAUCGCACGAUCCGCCGGCGGAAGCGGAAUUCUUUCCGGAUUCCGCGUCCGCGUUCCGCCCCAUAUUUCCCGGUUCCGGAACGGAAUUCAAUCGGAAUUUGGGCGGAAAUCGACACAAGGAGCAGUUUACGGUGGUUUUGUUGACUUUUGAGAGGGAUGCGGAAUUGAAGGCGGCACUGGAGCGGUUAAAUCAGCUACCCUAUUUGAAUAAGGUGAGACGCGCGCGGAAAGCUUGCGGAAGCGCGGAAAAUGAGCGCGGAAACGUGAAAUUUGACCCAGAAUUACUGUAGAUCCUGGAUUACUGUAGAAAAUGCCACGUGGAUUUUCAAAAAAAAUUUGAAUUUUCAAAAUUUUCGCGCCAAAAUUUCUUUGAUCCAGGAUUACUGUAGAAAAUGCCACGUGGAUUUUUGAGAAAAAUUCAAAUUCCUAAUUUUCGCGCCAAUAUUUCUUGAUCCUGGAUUACUGUAGCCAUUUUUUCUAGAAAAAUUUGAAUUUUCAAAAUUUUCGCGCCAAAAUUUCUUGAUCCAGGAUUACUGUAGAAAAUGCCACGUGGAUUUUUGAAGCUUCUUUUUUUUUGAGAAAAAUUUGAAUUUUUAAAAUUUUCGCGCCAAAAUUUAUUGCUCCUGGAUUACUGUAGGCUAAAUUUACACUCAAAAUAUCAGAUUUUUCAUUAAAAAUUUGAAUUUUUGCCAAAUUUUUGAUGGAAUUUCAGAUUUUCAGCCAAAUAUAUCAAAUUUACACUCAAAAAAUCCGCAUUUUCAGCCAAAAAUUCCAGAUUUUCAGCCAAAUUUCCGAUUUUCAGCCAAAUAUAUCAAAUUUACACUCAAAAAAUUGGCAUUUUCAGCCAAAUUUCCGAUUUUCAGCCAAAAAUUCCAGAUUUUCAGCCAAAUAUAUCAAAUUUAGACUCAAAAAAAUCGUAUUUUCACCAAAAUUUCCAGAUUUUCAGCCAAAUUCCAGAUUUUCAGAUCCUCGUAAUCUGGAACAACAUAAAUCGAGUUCCCUCGGAUUCUUGGCCCUCCCUUCAUGUUCCAAUCGAAUUCAUAAAAGUCGCCAAAAACAGUCUGAACAAUCGAUUUAUUCCGUGGAAUCGAAUUGAGACUGAAGCCGUGCUUUCUUUAGAUGAUGAUAUUGAUUUAAUGCAGGAAGAGUUCCUUUUAGCUUUUAGGUGAGCAAAUUUGGAGCAUUUUGAUACCAAAUAUGCCUGGGGUACUGUAGAAAACCUGAAAUUCCACGUGGAAAUUGAAUUUGACGCAUUUUGACACCCCACAAGCCCAUGUUCCUUUAAUUUUGGGUCCCGCCACGACCUACAGUACCCUAGACCUCGAAUUCCACAUUUUUCUGAUCAUUUUGACACCCCACAAGCCCAUGUUCCUUUAAAUUUGCAAUUCUACAGUAACCCAGAUACAGUAACCCAGAAAUUGCCACGUGCAUCUUGCUCCCCACAUUUUUCCGAUCAUUUUGACACCCCACAAGCCUAUGUUCCUUUAAUUUUUGCGAAAAUUUGGAAUUCUACAGUAACCCAGAUACAGUAACCCUAGAAAUUGCCACGUGCAUCUUGCUCCCCACAUUUUUCCGAUCAUUUUGACACCCCACAAGCCUAUGUUCCUUUGAUUUUUGCGAAAAUUUGGAAUUCUACAGUAACCCAGAUACAGUAACCCAGAAAUUGCCACGUGCAUCUUGCUCCCCACAUUUUUCCGAUCAUUUUGACACCCCACAAGCCGAUGUUCCUUUAAUUUUUGCAAAUUUUUGGAAUUCUACAGUAACCCAGAUACAGUAACCCAGAAAUUGCCACGUGCAUUUCGCUCCCCACAUUUUUCUGAUCAUUUUGACACCCCACAAGCCUAUGUUCCUUUAAAUUUUUCGCUGCGAGACCCAAAAUCUACAGUAACCCUACCCUAGUCAUGUUUGGUCUCAAAAUGACCGUAAUCCCACGAAAAAUUUGAAUUUCUAGAGUUUGGCGCGAAAAUCGUGACCGUAUCGUCGGAUUCCCGGCGAGAUAUCAUGCAAGAUAUGGGGAAAAAAUGUACUAUAACAGUAAUCACACGUGUCAAAUGAGCAUUAUUUUGACGGGAGCCGCUUUUUUGCAUAAGGUGAGUUUAAGGCACUAUUUUAGGCCUGGUUUUAGGCUGUUAAGGCCCUAUUUUUAGGCUCUUAAGGCCCUAAUUUAGGCCUGUUGUUAGGCUAGUUUCAGGCUUCCUUUAGGCCCGUUUUUAGGCCCGUUUAAGGCCCUAAUUUUUCCAGAAUUACCUCGAUUUCUACACCUAUGAAAUGCCCGCCGAAAUUCGCCGCCACGUGGAUGAAAUUCAAAAUUGCGAAGAUAUCGCCAUGAAUUUCCUCGUGGCACAUUUGACCAGAAAACCGCCGAUCAAAACCACUUCUAGAUGGACCAUAAAGUGAGUUUUUGGGACCUAAAUUUGAAUUUAGGAAAAAAAUUUGGAGAAUUUUGAGCCCAAACACGGUGAAUUUUGAGCUGAAAUUGAAUUUUCAGCAAAAAAUUUGAAUUUUUCCCAAUUUUCAGCUAAAAAUUUGAAUUUUUUUCAAUUUUCAGAUAAAAAUUUGAAUUUUUUUUCAAUUUUCAGCUAAAAAUUUGCGAUUUUUUUCAAUUUUCAGCUAAAAAUUUGAAUUUUUUUUAAAUUUUCAGCUGAAAAUUUGAAUUUUUUUCAAUUUUCAGCUAAAAAUUUGAAUUUUUUCCCAAUUUUCAGCCAAAAUUUUGCGAUUUUUUUCAAUUUUCAGCUAAAAAUUUGCGAUUUUUUUCAAUUUUCAGAUAAAAAUUUGAAUUUUUUCAAUUUUCAGCUGAAAUUUUGCGAUUUUUUUCAAUUUUCAGCUAAAAAUUUGCCAUUUUUUUCAAUUUUCAGCUAAAAAUUUUCGAUUUUUUUCAAUUUUCAGCUAAAAUUUUGCGAUUUUUUUCAAUUUUCAGCUAAAAAUUUCGAAUUUUUCAAUUUUCAGCUGAAAAUUUGAAUUUUUCUCAAUUUUCAGCUAAAAUUUUGCUUUUUUUUUCAAUUUUCAGCUAAAAUUUUGCGAAUUUUUUCUGAAUUUUCAGCUAAAAAUUUGAAUUUUUUCUCAAUUUUCAGCUAAAUUUUUGCGAUUUUUUUCAAUUUUCAGCUAAAUAUUUGAAUUUUUUUCAAUUUUCAGCUAAAAAUUUGAAUUUUUGUUCAAUUUUCAGCUAAAAAUUUGCCAUUUUUAUCAAUUUUCAGCUGAAAAUUUGCGAUUUUUCUGAAUUUUCAGCUAAAAAUUUUGAUUUUUUUCAAUUUUCAGCCAAAUCUUUGAAGUUUUUUCAAUUUUCAGCUGAAAUUUUGCCAUUUUUUUCAAUUUUCAACCAAAAUUUUGCGAUUUUUUUCAAUUUUCAGCUAAAAUUUUGAAUUUUUCUCAAUUUUCAGCCUAAAAUUUACCAUUUUGAUCCAAAUUUUGUGAAUUUUCCCCCAGAAUUCCCCAAAAUCUCACAAUUUUUCCCAGAUGUCCAACAUGUGCCGAAAAACUGUCCGAUUCCGAUUCUCAUUUCUCCAAACGUCACGAGUGCAUUCGUCUCUUCACCACAAUCUACGGGUACAAUCCAUUGCGUUUCUCGCAAUUUCGAGCCGACUCGAUUCUGUUCAAAACUCGCCUGCCUGAAACACAUCAGAAAUGUUACAAGUAUGUGUAA